Messenger RNA from Penaeus vannamei (Pacific white shrimp), 567 nucleotides. The record is from RefSeq and is a predicted model, not a curated record. Lineage: Eukaryota; Metazoa; Arthropoda; Malacostraca; Decapoda; Penaeidae.
AUGGAGCUGAUGCCAGGCUCUGUGCCUCGGAUAUGUCGUGCUGUGCCAGUGCCACGUUGUGAUAUGCUUCGACAUGCUCCCAAACCCUCUUGUGCCUCAUGUCAUAAGAUCACGUCAUCUUCAGACCUUUGUCCAUUCCUCAUCUCGCGAAAUUGCUUGCAAGCGCUCGAGAGAGCCCCAACACCCCCUCCAAUCCCCAAUCUCCCAACAGAGACCCCAAACUCCCCACUCCCAACCAAAUCGCCCCAACUCCCACUCCCAAUCCCCAACCACCUCCCUCCUAACAGAGACCCAAAUCCCCACUCCCCAACCAAAUCGCCCAACUCCCACUCCCCAAUCCCCAACACCUCCCUCCAACAGAGACCCAAAACUCCACUCCCAACGCCCCAACUCUCACUCCCCAACCACCUCCCUCCCAAGAGACCCCUAACUCCCCACUCCCCAACCGCGUCGCCCAAACCCCCCUCCCCCAGCCGAGGCCCCCUGCAAUCCGUACAAACAAAAGGCGUAACCGAAUGCCCCGACAAGGCCAGUGUUGGGGAUCAGCGAGGUCCCUUUUUUGUCUAA